Echinostoma caproni is the source of this 756-nucleotide messenger RNA. NCBI's taxonomy places the organism in Eukaryota, Metazoa, Platyhelminthes, Trematoda, Plagiorchiida, Echinostomatidae. The record is from the annotation of a GenBank genome assembly.
AUGCCAGCCCAGAGAGUGCAUCUGUUCGCACAGAACGGUCAUGUCACAUACGAACACAUGCAUCUUCCCAUAACCAGAAAGAUUUCGGCUCGAUGUGCCGCGGAAUUACCACCCAAUAUGGACGAAUCACAAUUGGAAGUAUUGGGCUCCAUCGGAACAGGUGCAUUUGGUCGAGCUUUGAAGGUGAGACAUCGGGAGCAUGGACAUUUACUCGUGCUCAAAGAAGUUUUAACAGAGUGCAAAGAAGAUGAAGCAGCUCUAGUUCGAGAGAUUUCCCUGUUAUGCAGUCUGAAGCAUCCGAAUAUCCUCAGUUGCAUUGGGGUGGUCACACGAAAUCGGAAAAUCUGUCUCCUCACCGAAUACAUCAGCCGUGGUUGUUUGCACAAUCUGGUCAUAGAUCCGCACAGAUACCCACUCUCUUGGUCCAUCCGAGUCUCGUUUGCCAAGGAUAUUGCCACGGGAAUGGUCGGUAGUCCGUUUUGGAUGGCUCCGGAAAUGCUCGCAGGCAAACCGUACGACGAUGCCGUCGAUGUUUACUCGUUUGGGAUAAUCCUCUGUCAACUACUGGCCCGAUGUGAAGCCGAUCCGGAUCACAUCCCACGUGAUCCGAACAGUAUGUCAGUAGACAUGAACCAAUUCCUGACUAGUGGUCUGAUUCCGGAUGAUCGACCGGACAUGCUGAUCGCGUUAGCAACCCGCUGCGUGGCAUUCGAUCCCGAAGAAAGGUGCGCGUUUCCUUACACUUUUGAUCAAUAA